AUGGACACUCCCCGGGGCAGCCGGUCCCCUCCUGGUGUGAUGGAGGGCCCCUUGGCCCACCCAGUGGGGAUCACCUCCCUGCAGUGGCUGUGGUGGUGGCACCUUGCUGCCCAAGCCUUGCUCCGGCCAAAUGCCUCGCUGGCCUCCCGCUGCGACCGUCUGCUGCCCUGGAAAACGAGAACCUGUGUUUCGCUGGUGUAUCUGGAGUACUUCAUUAUAGUAGUUACUACAAUUCAUGUAGAGACUAGCGCAAGGAAUUUGGCACCUUUUUGGGCAUACAUCCUGGGUGCAUUAGGACUUUUUAUCUACCAGUCUCUGGAUGCCAUUGAUGGGAAGCAAGCCAGAAGAACAAACAGUAGUUCUCCUCUAGGAGAACUCUUUGAUCAUGGUUGCGACUCUAUUUCCACAGUUUUUGUUGUCCUUGGAUCCUGCAUAGCAAUCCGACUAGGAACAAAUCCUGACUGGUUAUUUUUCUGUUGUUUUGUGGGACUGUUCAUGUUCUAUUCUGCUCACUGGCAGACAUAUGUAUCAGGCAUACUAAGGUUUGGAAAAGUUGAUGUAACUGAAGUUCAGAUAGCCAUAACAAUGCUGCUCUUGAUAUCUGCAUAUGGUGGCACAGCAAUAUGGGAGUAUAAGGUCCCUUUGGUGGGCUUAGAACUGAAGUUCUUUGCAGUUUUUGGCAUACUAUGUGGAACAGCACUUUCUUUUUUCAAUUACUUCCGUGUCAUCUUUGGUGGAGGGGUUGGAAAGAACGGAUCUACAAUAGCAGUGGCUCACAUGACAAAAAGUGAAAUCUGCCUUCAGGACACUGCAUUUAUUGGGCCAGGACUUCUAUUUUUGGACCAGUACUUCAACAGUUUUGUUGAUGAAUAUAUUGUUCUAUGGAUAGCAUUGUUCAUAUCCUUGUUUGAUAUGCUGAGAUAUGCCACUGGUGUAUGCCUACAGAUUGCUGCUCAUCUUCAUAUACAUGUCUUCAGAAUUUCAUCUCAUCAAGCUCCUGAACAGGUUCAAAACCAUAAUGACUGAUUAAAUAGGUCAAGGACAAGAGGAGAAGCAGUUAGGGGAAUGCUGAAUGAAGCAGCCUCUCUUUUUUGGGAAGACAGAUUAAGCUUUUCAAGAAAAUAGUUUUAUGAGAAAGCUCUCUCUAUCCCAGAUAUUACCAGAUG
Messenger RNA from Charadrius vociferus (killdeer), 1166 nucleotides. It is a transcript of the gene CHPT1, whose product is annotated as choline phosphotransferase 1. Gene Ontology annotation, biological process: phosphatidylethanolamine biosynthetic process. The transcript has 8 exons. Gene Ontology annotation, molecular function: diacylglycerol cholinephosphotransferase activity; ethanolaminephosphotransferase activity. Gene Ontology annotation, cellular component: endoplasmic reticulum membrane; Golgi apparatus. Bases 1 to 1026 code for a protein of 341 amino acids. Lineage: Eukaryota; Metazoa; Chordata; Aves; Charadriiformes; Charadriidae. The record is from RefSeq and is a predicted model, not a curated record.